UAUUUCUCAGGGCGGGAGCGUCAGAUCAAGUUGAUCUACCAGGGCCAGCUGCUUCAGGAUCCCAAACGGACUCUGCUCUCCCUCAACAUCUCUCACAACAGUGUGAUCCACUGCCACGUGUCCCAGGUGCUGCGGGAGGCCAGCCCAGAGGAGACAGCUCGCUCUGGGGCUAGUGGGGGAAUCAGGGCUGCAGGCCUGGCUCUGAGCACCAGCAGCCUGGUGGUGCCUGUGUUUGUGGUGAUGUUAGCCGUGGUCUGGUACUUCCGCAUCAACUACCGUCAGUUCUUCACCGCCCCUGCUACCAUCUCCCUGGUGGGAGUCACUGUGUUCUUCAGCUUCCUCAUCUUUGGAAUGCACAGCCGGUGAGCGGGAGAGGAGGCAGGACGGAAGGGCCCUCAUCUGGGCAGGAGAAUGAGAGGGAAAAACAACUGUGUCAGGAGGAUGAAUGGAGUCAGGGGGCCUCUCUGCCUUAGACACCAUAGAGCUCAACUGGAAUCCUAAGAGUGGGUGUGCCUCUGUUUGUGCAUGUACCAGCAAAUAGCAUAAUAUGAGAUUGAUUGUAUGUGCAGAGAUUCAAGUUAUCUGGAAUGUGUGUUUGUUAGUAUGAUGCAGAGAUAAUAAUGAGUGGUAAUUUUGCUUCUCAGAAAAACAUUGAGUGGGUCCAGCUCCUCUUGGUCCUUUAUAGGGCAGAACCAUCAGCAUCACACCCAGGACCACAGGCUGCUUGGUCCACUGUGUCAGCAACAUCUUCUGGCCAGUUUGGCUUCACAUAGCCUGUUCUGUGUUAGGUUGCUCUCAGAAAUUAGGGUCUCUAUUCAAUCAGAUCCGCUUUAGCCGACAUCCGUAUAGAAGUUGUGUGGGAGGUGGAACUGUGUUAGUGCUGUCAAUCCACUGAGGUAUAAGAACUGGAGACUGUCCAAGAUGUCCGCCUUUUGUUUUCAAGGAUAUCUACUCACGUUCGCAUACGCCAAUUCAUGUCCGUCUAUAUCCGGGUUGAAUCCAGUUUAUACAGAUCAACAUCACAUGCACACUAGCACAAAGUGCACAAAGGUGAUGACCUAAGUGUCGUAUUAUAAAUGUUGAAAUCUGACUUAUCUAUGUGGCCGUGUAUGGAAAUUGUCCUUCUAGGCUGAGCGUCAGUUAAACUGCAAAACUGUAGCAGUGGAAACCGUGCUUUGCUUUAAGUAAAUACCACGGAGCCUUGUUUACAAGUUCGAACAAUGGAAUGUGAGAUGUAAUCUACACCUCGAUGAGGCUGAUUAGAAAUCUUUAUUUGAAUUAUUUUCAAUUUGAGUGUAAUUUCUAUCUAGCCUCCACGUUCUCGCUCUGAAUUUCUAAUGCAAGUAGGACAGGUGUGGCUUCGUGAUAAUGAUAAAGAGCAGCCACUCACCGAUUUGACAGCUCCAACGCAGGUGCACCGCCAGAAAUCAGCUAUCGCCGGUUAACACUUGAUCUGAUUGAAUCUAGACCUAGGAUAAUGUAUCUCUUCACAUCAUGGCCACAUACUCUUUUCAUUAUAUACACGUUAACGUUCCAGAAAUGUUUGGUCUUUUUGUAGUACGUGUUUGAACGAGCAAUUCAUUUCCUCAUUUGCAACAGAAACAAAAUGAAAAUUAUACAACUAGACUUGACUCUAGAGCAACUUUGAAACCACUCACCAUGGAGUGGUGGUUAUAUUUCUACUUUCUUUCCAGUUCUUUGGGAAUGAGCUUUCACCUUAGUUAUUGUGGACUGUAACGACUGCCUUAUUGCAAGGCAAAACAGUUUAAGGAUUUUUGUUGCUUGAAUUACUCUACGCUAAUAUCAUUAGUUAUUUUAAACCAUAUAAGUUAAUGCAUGAAAAUAAGCAACAUGUUUGGUUUAGAAAAUACUGUAAAUAUGUAUUUACUGUACAUAGAAUGAAUGGGAUGAAACCACAUCGGACACAUCAGGAUUGCUGUUGGGGAAUUUAACACAGAUGAGGGAAAAUCUCUUUAUCCCUUAUGUUUGAUUGGUUUGAAUGUCUUUAAAUCUGAAGCCAGAGGAAAACAAUCAGUCCCUGUGUAAAGAGGGAGUAUGUCUGAUAUUGGACAAAAUGACAGAACGCAAGAAAUCUGAAUGACACUUAAUUUUACUCAGACAAAGAAACCUCUGUACACUUGGGAAACUGAGAUAUAAAGAAAACCUAGCUGUGCGUCACAUUAAUAUACAAUUGACAUAUUUGCACAUGCACACACACGUGCAUGAAAAAAAAUGUUUUUGUUUUGUGAA
Messenger RNA from Oncorhynchus nerka (sockeye salmon), 2250 nucleotides. RefSeq names its product transmembrane and ubiquitin-like domain-containing protein 2. The transcript has a single exon. The annotation marks the transcript as partial. Lineage: Eukaryota; Metazoa; Chordata; Actinopteri; Salmoniformes; Salmonidae. Gene Ontology annotation, molecular function: protein binding. The record is from RefSeq and is a predicted model, not a curated record.